GCCGCGGCGAGCGGGCACGGGCAGUCGCUAGCACGUUGGUAGUGGGCGCGGUUGGCGGGGCCUGGGGCGAGAGGGGCGAGUGUCCGCCUGCGGCCCCAGGGUUCCGGCGCCCUGUCCCGCGCUUCGCCAGGUCGCUCUCCUGAGUGACACCGCUGUGGUAUCCGAGGACCUGUCGUCCGGCCUGUGCGGCGGGAAGCGGCGUCGGUCCCGACGAUCCAAUAGUUUCUAUAGAAGCUGAAAUCUAUCACCAUUCUUCAAAAUGCAGUGGAAUAUACCAUGGACUGUAUCUCGACUGGCACACAGGACAUGCUUAGAACCACAUAAAGCUGCUGUUUUUGGACACUGUCAAAACAUAAAUGGACUAUUACUUUUGCAUAAUGCUGAAUCCAAAGUGGGUUUGGUUCGAGGCCCUCAGAGACAAUGGUUGCACUUAUGUGCUGCCCAGUGUGUUGCAAAGGAAAGGAGGCCAUUGGAUGCUCAUCCACCCCAUCCCGGGAUCCUUCACCAUAAACAAUGGAAGCAAGAUGUUUUAUCCAAGAGGGUUUUAUCUUCCAGUGCUCCAGCCCAAGGAACUCCAGAAAAAAAGGAAGAGUCUGAUCCUUUACAAGACAAAUCUAUUAGUCUGUAUCAGCGAUUUAAGAAAACAUUUAGACAAUAUGGAAAAGUUUUGAUUCCAGUGCAUCUAAUAACUUCUUGUGUUUGGUUUGGAACAUUUUAUUAUGCAACCCUAAAAGGAGUGAAUGUUGUUCCUUUUCUGGAACUCAUUGGGUUACCUGACAGUGUGGUAAACAUCCUUAAAAAUUCCCAGAGUGGAAACGCAAUAACAGCAUAUGCCAUGUUUAAGAUUGCAACACCCGCCCGAUAUACUGCGACUCUGGGAGGAACGUCCAUUACUGUAAAGUAUUUGCGCAGUCAUGGUUACAUGUCGACACCACCACCUGUUAAGGAGUAUCUACAGGACAGGAUGGAAGAGACUAAGGAGCUCAUCACAGAGAAGAUGGAAGAAACAAAGGAUAGACUUACUGAAAAGUUACAAGAAACCAAAGAAAAAGUUUCUUUUAAGAAAAAAGUGGAAUAGGGUGCCUUAUAUAACAGGGUAUAGAAAAUUCCUACACUUUAACCCUUUGGAAACUGGGCAAAGAUAUAUGCUUCUGAUUAUUUUUUGGUUAGUUGCCUAAAUAUACUUGUUCUCUGAGGGUUAAAGAACUAAGAUAUCUUUUUAAAGUUAAAUAUUAGUAGAAAAAUCAGUGUUUUUUGAAAAGAAGAAGAAUUUCAUAUCAAUGGCAGCAUUAAGCAGUGGUUAAUGUCUUAUAUGUCAGAGUUCUUCUUCAAGGUCUUCAGAAUCAUAUUUGCUUUGUGUUUUGUUGCCACCUGUAAUUUAUACAGACUAGGCAAUUGAAUCCUUGAAUAAGUGAUGUGACCCAUAGGCUGUUAAUACAGGAUCUUAAUCUUUUUUAUUCAUUAAGGUUGUAACUAUAUUCAGUUCUUAAUGUGGAGACAAACUAGCAUCAUCAAAACUGCCUGUGAAUGGAAGGGUAUUUAGUCUUUAUAAAAACAGUAUAUAAGUUAAAUACAGUUAAAAUACAGACCUUAUAUGAUGAAAAUUGAAUAAAAAUUCAGCCAUAUAUAUGUAAAUAAGAUGUAUUAGUUAUAUGUAAAUGAAAAUCGACCCUUUAAAAAUGAUUUUUACUUGAAGCUUGUCAUAAUCAGUUUUUUAAAGCAAAUAUAUAUGGCAAUAGUACUUUUUCAAACUUGUGUACUGGUGGUGAUCACCUCACACAUAAAACUUUAUUGUGAGUUGUUUGCGUCCUCUUCAACUCGUAUUUCAGAGGGAAGGUAAAAAAUCAUUAUAUUUUAAAUUUGUCGUUGAAGUCAAAUAUUCUUCAGCAGCAACUCAAACUCAUGUUUCUCGGCAGAAAAAGGUUGGGGGCUUACUCUGCCUGGGGUGGGGACGGGCCUUGCCUCAGCGAACCAGUACAAUUUUCUCAUGUCUUAUUUUCAGAGUUAGUGUUUAUUUCAUUCUGGAGUAAAUUUUAAAAUUAUAGCUGCUGCUUUUUCUCUAACAUUGAAGGAAAAUACCCUUGCUUGAGCAUUCUACUUAAUUUUAUUUUAUAGCAAAACUGUCAUUAAAUUAUCUGCUUGGAAUGAAAUUUAGCUGUUAUCAGAUAUGAACGUUGUGGAGAUUGUGGGUGUGUUUGAGUAUGUAUGUGUCUGUUUCCUUUUGUUCUAUGUUUACUUCUGUUCUAACCUUGGAAUUGUUAAUUGGAGGAGGGCAUGGCUUCCUUGUAGAUUGUCGUUGUUUGGACUUACCUGCUGGGGCAAGAGAAUAUCAGAGAGUUUGCCACAUAGUCACAUGGGGAUCUCUGCUGUUCAUUAGGAUCUUAGUUUGGCCAAAUUUAGAGAUUACUUUAAAGGGGAAAAAAUUUACAUUUGAUACAUCUGAUCAUUAUAUUGGAACACUUUUUAAAUGAAUAUGCUGUGGUUGGAAUCUUUCUUUUCUUCUAGGGAUGGGGAGAGUCAUGGGAGAGUGCUGCCAUGUGUCUCUGUUGCCCGCAGACUUGGGCAAGAGCACUGUUUGUCUCCUGAUGCAGGAGAAUUAAGUACACUAUUUCACAUUGUUGGUGCAUUUUCAAAUCCAAACGUGAUUAACAUGUUUUAGCAUGUUUAUUAAAUUCACAUUUUUAUAGAUAUUAAAUAAGAUAUUAUCAAAUUUCUUGUUCUUUUUUAACUUAUGCAGAAAAACUUCUGUGUUAAAAUCUUCCUUCUCCUUUUUACAUUGCACAGGGCAUAUUUUCCAGUGGGGAUAAAUUGGGGCUUCCUGGAAGUUACUAAUAAUCUUGAGACUAAAAUUUGCUUUUCCUGAGCAGACAUCUUUUAUUCAGUCCAUUUGAGGUUUGUUGCAUCCAGUUUCAUAAUUGUGUUUGUCCAGUUACAGAAAAUGAGGUACUGCUUUAUGAGGACUUUGAAAUUCUCUGGUAAAAAUCCUCUGAAGAUGUGGGAAGUUCUGUCGUCAUCAUUUGACACCAGGAUUUAUCCAAAAAUGCUCUUGCUGGCAUAUUGCUGACCUAGUCCUUAAGGCAAACUGCAAAUAGCUUAAACAGGGACCCCUGUCAUAUGUUGAGUUUGGAAUAUUAAUAGACUGACAAUAUAGUAACGUAUGCCAAGUUAAAUUAUGGAGAACAUAUAUAUAUAUAAUAAGUAUAGUUUUGCUGUGUAUAGUAGACCUCAUUUCAUUUGUAGUAAAUCUUGCACUUGGUACGGACCGGGUAUGGAGGCACCUGUGGCUGAGAUUAGCCUACAUAAAAUGCAAAAAAAGGGUUUGUUCAGCAAAUUAAUAAUUGAGAUAAAAGAUGGGAGUAGGUAAGAGAUUCAAUCUAUUCAAGAGUAUGGGCAAAACCAACCUUUUAAAGUACCACAUCCAAAAAAAUGUCUUUGAUUGAGACAGCCUUUUGUAUACAGCAGGGUGCUGUUUACAGAUUUCAACAAAAGAGAAAAAGAUUACUUAUAUUGAGAUUACCUUCCUCCUAGUAAUGAAGAUAAUAAAAUGAUGCCUUCGAAUAUAA
Molecule: messenger RNA, 3563 nt
Organism: Microcebus murinus (gray mouse lemur)
Lineage: Eukaryota; Metazoa; Chordata; Mammalia; Primates; Cheirogaleidae
Gene: MIMS1
Product: family with sequence similarity 210 member A
Cellular component (GO): mitochondrion
Source: RefSeq, a predicted model, not a curated record